AUGAUUAGGUUGUCACCAUUGAGCAGGAGCAGGAGCGCCAAUGAAAAUGUGCGGAGAAGCAACGGGAACGUGAAAAUCUUGAGCUGCACAAACACAUUCAAACGCUCGAGAUGUUGCGGACAUUGGCAAUUCAAGGCCCAAACCCGCCUGCUCUCCAUGACACUUCCAGCUCGACCCCAAUCCUCUCAUCCAUUUGCGCACCAUCACCUGCGUCAGCAACAUCUCCUUCAACAACAGACUCCGCAUCUCCCACCCCCCGCUACGAUCGAGCUUGAAGACGAGGCAGCCACAGACACAGCCCUUAUGCGCUUGUGGGCAGAGAUUCUUAUGUCACCGCCGACAGGCACUGGCGCUCUUCCAGGCACUUGCCCAUUGUCAGAAAACGCGCACAUCACGCAGGUGCUGAGUGAGACUACUCCCAUAGAGGUGUUUGGCCUAGGGCUGGUUACGAGUGGAAUAGACACAGUUGACUGGGCGGAACAAGUCUGUGUAGAGAUGGGGAUAGAAAAGCUGCUAGAGAUGCUGCCGAGUACGCAGGACGUUGUUAUCGACUCGAGCACCACGUUGGAUGUCGACAUGGACUUCUCGGAUGCACUGGUGUGGGACGAGGUUAGCGUGUACUAA
Suillus clintonianus is the source of this 624-nucleotide messenger RNA. RefSeq lists its product as uncharacterized. The coding region runs from base 1 to 624 and encodes 207 amino acids. The record is from RefSeq and is a predicted model, not a curated record. The transcript is spliced from 2 exons. Lineage: Eukaryota; Fungi; Basidiomycota; Agaricomycetes; Boletales; Suillaceae.